AAUAGCUUGUUUAGGCAAAAUAUUGGCCGGGUCUUUGAUCAAUUAAUUAAAUAGCGUGUUUCACAAUUUUCCUGAAAUUUAAAUGUGAAUAAACUACAAGACAAAGAAAACUAACGAAGAAUGGACUACUGGUCAAUUUGCUUACUGUUUGUCUCGCUAUUUAGUACAAUAUUACGUACUGGUGGUGUCGAGCUAACCUUUGAACUACCUGAGAAUGCGAAACAAUGUUUCUUUCAAGAAAUCACCCAAAACGUGACAGCAAUUCUUGAAUUUCAGGUUGUGACAGGUGGACAAUAUGAUGUAGAUGUAAUUUUGAAAGCACCAAAUAAAGAAAUCAUUUAUAAACAAAUAAAAACCCAGUUUGAUUCACAUCAAUUUGUAGCAUCAAGUACAGGAGCAUAUCAAGCCUGUUUUAGCAAUGAAUUUUCCACAUUUUCACAUAAACUUGUUUAUAUGGAUUUCAGAGUAAAUGAUGAAUUACCACAUGUGACUGUCAUGACUCAGAUGGAGACUUAUGCUCUUGAGGUACAUAAAAACCUGAAUAGCAUUUUAGACUACCAAACACAUCAUCGAUUAAGAGAAGCACAAGGACGUAAACGUGCAGAAGAUUUAAAUACUCGUGUACUUUUAUGGUCUAUUGUAGAGACAAUUACGAUCUUAACCAUAUCUGUGGGACAGGUGUGUGUCUUGAGGACCUUCUUCACAGAAAGAAAACGUUAAUACAUUUGUUAGUGCAUCUGUGAAUAAUAUUUUUUUUGUUCGCAAUAAAAUAACGGCUCCGUCAAAUCAAUGUGAAACAACAUCAUAUUUAACAUUUCACAAGUUCUACUAAUCACAGUGCCAUGUUAUCUUGGCCAGUUGUUUGUUAUUUCUAUAUUUAUUUUAAAUAUGGAAGCACAACUUAAAAUAGACGGAAUAAUUUAGCAGCAAAAAUUUGCAGUUUCCUCAAGUAUGAGAAUGUUGUGUAUGCGCAUUCAUGUGUGUAUAAUUUGAAUAUUAAGUUAUGCAAAAUCUAAGACAUUUAAUAACUACCUGCUCUAUUGAGCAUAAAAGAGAAUGUGGAAUCAAUCGGACUGUCUUUUCUAAUAAUGAACUCUAAACUUAUUACUACUUUGGCACCGACAGUGCAGCAUUGUCAUAAAAAAUACAUUUUUCUUACUGUGAAUGCAUAAU
Molecule: messenger RNA, 1173 nt
Organism: Eufriesea mexicana
Lineage: Eukaryota; Metazoa; Arthropoda; Insecta; Hymenoptera; Apidae
Product: transmembrane emp24 domain-containing protein 7
Exons: 3
Coding region: 121-720 (199 amino acids)
Source: RefSeq, a predicted model, not a curated record